GCGAAUUAAUUUCGUUUAACGACAAGCAGCCGAGUUUAUGGAUAUUAAUUCAACCUGUCAGCUACAUUAUAUUAUCAUGUGACGCCCAAGGAAACGAUAACGGGUGAAAGUCUGCGGUUUGCAGCAAACAUGAACAUGUUUUAACAUUUGCAGUAUCAUCUCCGGAUCAGCUGUCAUAAGCAGACGAUACACAGUAUCAGCUGUUAUUUAUUGGAUCAUAAGGUCAUGGAAUUAAGUGAAACCAGUGUACAAAUAAGAGAUUGUUCCAUAGAUUUCAUUCCUGUAUACGUUAAACAAGAGAGCAAUGAACGCGAAACAGAUUUCAAUGAUAUUGAAAUAAUUAAUGCAGCUCAACAUUUUUGUGCCAUUGAAAUUAAAGAAAGUAAAAGGUACAGCACAGUUAUUGAAAACAAAGAAUCGAUUAUAAAUAAUAAAGAUUACAUGCAAAAUGCUAACUUAAAUAAUUUAAUUUCUACGUUAAAUUCUACGGAACAAAAUGAAAAUUAUAACAUUAAUAGCAUAUUGAAUGGAUCAAUGUAUUUACAGAAUUUAGACUAUGAAAAUGUGAACAUAGAAAUACAAAAACCAACAAGUCAAAUUUCAGAAGUUUUUAUUGAUCACAAUGAACAAAUACAAACAGCUAAUUAUAGUAUUUCUACGGUUACUAUACCAAGCGAACUUUUAGGACUAAACCUUAAUAUAAAGAAAGAAGAUGUAAUAGAUCAAGAAACGAUCUAUACUACAAAAUGGUUAUGCAAUGUAGAUAACGAAAGUGAUCUUCCAACAAACGUUUCCAAAAAUAUCAAGAAACUGGUACAAGUUCCUAUUGACUUUGAAGGUACAAUAACACCAUUAACAAAGCAGAGGAAUCAAACUUUAGAAAAUGCCAGUAACUUGAAAACUAAGGAAAGUAAACAUGAAAAAUCUACAAGGCAAUUGAAAAUAAGAUCAUUACAGGAUUAUAAAGAAAAGUUACGAAGAAAAGCAGAGUGCAUGAGAGAAAAGAGAAAAAAAUUAUAUGAACAGGAAAGCGAAGAUCAACGUCUGCAGAGAUUAGCAAAGGAAGCAGCGAAAAGGCGAGAGAUGAGAAUGUAUUAUGAAACGCCAGAACAAAGAAGGAAAAGAUUGGAUGCGGAAGCAGCAAGAAAAAGAGAAUACAGAAUGUACAAUGAAACACCUGAAGACAGAAGGAAAAGACUAGAUCGUGAAGCAGAGAGAAGAAGAAUGAAAAGGCUUUCGUUAUAUGCUACCGAAACUCCUGAAGAAAGGAGAGAGAGAUUAAAUAGAGAAUCUGCAAAACGAAGAGAAGCUCGACUGAAUCAGUAUGCUAAAGAAACGCAAGAAGAAAGAAAAGAAAGACUAAGGAGAGAUGCCUUGAGAGUUAGAGAAAUGAGAUUUACUAGGUCUGCUAUUGAAACAGAAGAGGAACGCAGGCAAAGGUUAGUAAAAGAUGCUCUUCGAAAAAGGGAGGUAAGAAUGCAUGGAGGCCAUUCAGAGAAUAAUAAUUUCACUGAACUUCAAACCGUUCGUAAUUUUGAAGAAUUAAACAAUGUGCAGAUAAAGGAAAAUCCUGAUAGUCAAUUGGGAGGUCAUUAUUUGAGCAACUGGAUGAUGUGGUUCCAGAACUCAUUAACUCAACCAGUUCAUGUUGGAGAACAAAUCAGCAAACCUCAGACAGAAAAUGCUGGAUAAAAAAUUUCAUAUGUAUUUUAGUAUUUUACAUAUAAUUUCUGAACAUUCGCAUGCAUAAUAGAACUAUACAGUGACUAAACUAUAUGCGUUUCGUAUGUAUAAGCUUUUGAUACUACAUUUAUGCUUGAAAUACAGUGACAAAAUGUAAAAAAUAACUGCUGCAGCUCUUGUAUCAACAUACUGUUAACUGCAUAAGACAUGUUAGCAAUAGUUCUCAUAUAGUAUACAACUUAAUUUGUAAUAUUUAUAUAAUUUAUCAUCAACUAUGAUUACGAUAUUGUACGUUGAUGAAGUGUAAAAAUCUGUUAUUAUAUAUAUAAUAGAGAAUUUACCAAUUAAUAGAUA
Messenger RNA from Colletes gigas, 2037 nucleotides. Its product is annotated as inner centromere protein-like. NCBI's taxonomy places the organism in Eukaryota, Metazoa, Arthropoda, Insecta, Hymenoptera, Colletidae. The record is from RefSeq and is a predicted model, not a curated record. The transcript is spliced from 2 exons. Bases 226 to 1692 code for a protein of 488 amino acids.